AGUUUCCUCCUCGCCAGCGGGGGCGCUCUAGACUUGCGGGGGGCAUUUUCAGUAAACGGUCAGCCAUCUGCCGCAGUCAGUCAGCUCCAGCGGGAAUGGAAAAUGGAGGAUUGACCGAAGAAAGACUCGAGGACGUUUCAUCGAUAUUUCUAGCGUGUAGAUCGUUUAAUGUUUACCACGACAAAUGAUUACUGCUGCAAAGACUUUGUUUGGUUUGAAGAAGCUCUCUGUUACCUAUCACAGCUGAACUGCAGACAUUGAGUUUGAAAGUAGUGAUUGACUCCAUCAUCUAUGGAGGAGAAUGUGAGCCCUGAGCUCUCUCUAGCUCCAGUGCCAGAGCAGAGCCAGGACCGCAUGGAUAGCUGCUCUCAAGGUAUUGGAGAGGAGGAUUGUGAACAAAAGGAACAGGCUGAAAGUGAAAAUGUGUCCAAAGAGACUCUAGAGGAGACAGAUAAAUCUUCCAGGGCCAGCAGUGAGAUAAAGAAGACUUGGGGUUUCCGUCAGUCCACUGUUGCAAAGAGAGAAAUGCCAGUGGAAGCAGCAACUAAUCACUCUGAAAACCGCUGUGCUGUAAGGCGUAGUGGUAGGCAGUCGAAGCGGACGGACAAACUCGAGGAAUUCCUCUUGACUGCGAAAAGAGGGUCAAGAAAGAGUGCCCCUCCCAGUCUGGAAAGUGGAGAUCCCCCUUCCCAAACCCCAACCGAUGCAGAGACUGCCUCAGAGGCCAGCUUCGAUGGUAAUGCUGACACCAAGGCUGCAGACGAUAAGGUGGAGUCCCCAGAGAGGAAGACUCGAAGUAGCACAAGGAAGCAAACUCAGAGGCAAACCCGAAGCGGUAGAGUGACCAGAGGAAGUAGUGGAGCCACGGCCAACGAUGAGGGCAGCUCUGACAAUGAUGAGGACAGCGGAGAUGCCGCCACGACAGACCAGGUACAGGAUAACAGUGAGGAGAAAAAAAAUGAUUCCUGUCCUGAACACGUAGGGAGUACCACUACUGCAGAGCUUCUCCCAGAGCAGGACUCUGAGAAGAAAGAGUUGGCUGAGGAGAUAGACAAACAUGAAGAGACAAAUGACGAAGAAGAAACGGAUGAAGAAUCUGAUGAAGAUAGUGAAGACCAAGCUACAGCAAUGGUGGUAAAACGUGGACCAAUAAGAACUUAUGUCAACAAAAAGAAGGCAGCCAAUAAGAACACUUCCCCUGUUAAAGCUCCUGCCAACAAGUGCACCACUCCCAUUAAGAUCGAAACUAACCCUAAAGCACCACAAGCUGCUGGAAACACUCGCAAACCCCAGACGCAAGAGGACAAUGAUGAGGAGGACGAUGAGAAUGACUCUUCGACAUCUUCGUCUUCUUCAUCCAUUGAGUCUGACGAGGGAGGAUAUGAUCCCAAUGCACUUUACUGCAUCUGUCGCCAGAAACACAACAAAAGAUUUAUGAUCUGCUGUGACCGCUGUGAGGAAUGGUUCCAUGGAGACUGUGUGGGAAUCACGGAGGCUCGCGGGCGCCUGAUGGAGAGAAACGGGGAGGACUACAUCUGUCCCAACUGCACUGCUAAGAAAAACCAGGUGGUCAGGCCCGCGACGACAGGCCUCUCGACAAAUACAGAGGCCGGGAGGCACAAAGCUGAUGCUGUGAUAUUAUCUGCAACUGCCGAGAAAGCUACAAGCAAAGCAGACAAUGGUCAGGCUGUGUCAACACUUCUGUCCUCCACAUCAACUGGACCUGAAGAAAAGCCAUCAGAGGAUGUGGGCAUCAAAGGCAGGAUAGAGAAAGCUACUAAUCCAACUGGGAAAAAGAAGAUAAAGAUCUUUCAGCCGGCCCUACAGCAGACAGCCGUGCCAAAAGCAGACCAGAAGGUGACGCCCAUGGUGGAGAAGAAGGCAGGGCCCGCAGCAGAGCAGAAAGCAGUACCUGUCACGGAGCAUAAAGUGGCUUCCAACGUGGAGGUGAAAACAUCACCAGCAGUGGAGGUGUCAGAGGAGAAGACCGGACAGAAGCCAGAGGAGGAGCCUUCCUCUCCCAAAUGUAUCGGGCCUGGCUGUGAGAAUAACGCCCAGCCAGAUUCAGUGUACUGUGGGAAUGACUGUAUCCUGAGACACGCUGCUGCAGCCAUGAAGUCUAUCACCGACGUCAAAGAGCCCAACCAGAAGUCACAGCAAAACAAGUCUGCUCCUAAGAGGAGCGCCUCUGGUGGGAAGAAGACACAGAAGACGACCCGGGACGAUUCCGAUUCUGAUGAAGACUACAGUCCUGAUCCAGAUGAGGACGAUGAAGAUGAGCAUGCUGAGGAACACCCGCCCCCACCAGCCACUGCAUCCUGGUCCAGCGACCAUAAUUACAUUGCAGUAACACCAGAAAAGACUACACCCAUAUCACCAACAGUGUUAAACAAAAAGUCCCCUCCCGAAGAAGAGAUGCAGAGUGAGAAGGCCCAGAUAGAGAAGGAACCAGCCGACAGUUCUGAGAAAGCUGCCCCAGCGUCUACAACACCAGUCAAAGCUAACAACAAAAAGUCCCCGACCACUAAAGCAGCCAAGGUUUCCCCAAAAGGAAAGAAGCCGACUCCUAAAUCUUCCAGCUCAAAGACCUCCAAGAAACCUGUAACACCCCCAAGUAAAACUGCAGCAAAGUCCAAGAAACCAGCGCUGCCACCCACCCACGCCCCAUCAGCCUUCCCUCCAGGUCCGAUCCACGUCACAGGAGCACUGAGAGUCGUCAAGUCCAACUUCACCAUUCCUAAGAAGCAGCCGCAACUCAAGGACAAAACCUCCCACAGUCAGUCCUCUUCGUCAUCAAGAGUCUCAUCACCUAAAGUUUCUUCACCUUCCUCCAGCCACUCAUCAUCGAGACACUCACAUCCUCCCUCGUCAGCACCUUCCGUGUCCCCCCUGCCACCUCCACCCAACAACCAGAUGAGACAGAACAUCCGCCGCUCGCUCACAGACAUCUUGUAUAAGAGGGUGAGUGACAGUGAUGAUCUGAAGAUGACUGAGAGUGAGGUGUCAAGGCUGGCUGUUGCGAUAGAGAAAGAAAUGUUCAACCUCUGCCUGAGCACCGACAGCAAGUACAAGAACAAAUACAGGUCCCUCAUGUUCAACCUGAAAGAUCCCAAAAACAAAGGUCUGUUCUACAGAGUGGUGGGUGGCGAGGUUAGUCCCUUCAGAUUGGUGAGACUGAGUGCUGAAGAGUUGCUUUCCAAAGAAAUCUCUGAGUGGAGGAAACAUGACGCUCCUGAGUCUUCCAGUACGAGAGUCCAUUUAGGUCAUUCCAGACUGGGCAACAGGCACGACUCUAGCUCUCAUAGCCUGGAUUUAGAGGAUGCCCCACCAACAUCCGAUGCAGAUGUAUGUAUCGCUGCCGCCACUUCCUCUCGCAUGGCUUCCUCUGCAGAUCAAGAUGAGCUGGUUUCUGCUCAGUCCUCUGCUAGUGAUGGCGGCAGUGGCACCAACAUGCUCGACAUUUUCAGUAACAUGCUCAAAGACACAACUUCAGAGCACAGGACUCAUCUGUUUGACCUCAACUGUAAAAUAUGCACAGGUCAGAAGAUGGAAGAUGAGCCAGCAUCUAAAAAAGCCAAACUGACUAGACCUUCAAGACAAGAGCUGCAUUCAUCCAGGUCAGGCGAUGCCUCGUCUUUAGGCCAACCACAGGACCCCACGGCCUUCCAGCACCAAGACCCCUCAGUGUACCAACACCCGGGUACUCAAUUGUACCAGUCCAACAUGGAGGUCCCUGAAUCACAGCAGCUUUACCAGGAGGACCUCAGCAUGCUGGUACCUCCAGCCCAGGCCCCCCCACCUGUUGUACCCACUGUAUCCUCUGUCAGCAUCACCCGCAGGGACCCUCGCAUGGCCAGGCACAGCUCUGUUGUGACUGUCACCUACACUGCUCCAGAAAAGCCCACCAUCAACUUACCAGAACCUCUCCCUGCUCCUGUUAUUGCUCCAGUGGAGGUUGUGCCCAAGGCACCACUGCCGAUGCCCCCAGCUUCGCCAUCCUCAGUGGCUGUCUCCAAACCCUCUAAAGCAAGUACACAUGAGCCUCCUCCUGAAGGUGAAACAGCAAUUUUCCUCCAUGGACAAGAAAAGAUUUGGAAAGGAUUCAUCAACAUGCAGACAGUGGCCAAGUUUGUAACCAAGGCUUACCUGGUCUCAGGAUCCUUUGAACACCUGAAGGAGGACUUGCCAGACACCAUUCAUAUUGGAGGCCGAAUAUCUCCUCACACGGUGUGGGACUACGUCGGGAAGCUGAAAACUUCUCUCUCUAAGGAGCUGUGUCUGAUCCGCUUCCACCCAGCGACAGAGGAAGAGGAGGUGGCAUAUGUGUCUCUUUUCUCUUACUUUAGCAGCAGGAAACGAUUCGGUGUGGUGGCCAAAAACAACCGCCGCAUUAAAGACCUCUAUCUCAUCCCACUGGGCUCAAAGGACCCUUUGCCCUCUAAACUAUUACCGUUUGAUGGGCCAGGGCUUGAACCUGCUCGACCCAACCUCCUCUUGGGGCUGUUGAUCUGCCAGAAGGACAGGAAGCGUGCUGGUGCUCCACUGGAAACUGAAGAGAAACGGUCAAAGACUCAAACCAAAGAUGACGACACCGCCCUUCCAAAGCCAUCUCCCUCAGUCAGAGUAGACAGAAGCACACGGCAGAGUCUGGAGAUUCCCUUCAGUGCAACUCCUCCAGGAUCACCUCCAUUCAGCUCCUCUGAAAUGUCUAGCAGCACUGUGACAGCCUCCUCAGUCCUUUCACUCUUGUCCUCUGUCAAAGCUCCCACAUCCUCUACUACUGGCAAGGAGUCCCCAUCCUCAUCCAGCUCUGCUGCUUCCUCUGCAGCAGCUGCCACUCCUCUCCAGACUAUCCUCAGUCUCUUGAAGAAGAAGAAGCUUGACUCAGAUGCUUCUAACUCUCCGAUUGAUCAAGUCCAGGAACUCUCCCUUCCACCAUCUACUCUGCUAGACCCCAUUGUGAAGCAGUUUGCACAGAUUUCUAAAGAAAAGCCAGUAGAGGAGGAUGAAGAUGACCGACCAUAUGACCCAGAGGAAGAGUAUGACCCCAGUAGGGGUUACAGUGUUCCACAGAAGCCUUUUGAGAUGGUAAGCAAACCUGAAGUCUCCAAGCAGCCGUUGGUGAUUGCGAGUGAACUUGAUGAUGUGGCAUAUGACCCAGAGGAUGACUCAAUAUUUGAUGAGGUGAAAACUUUAGUACCAAGUCAGACUAAGACUGCAGCUGAAAGUAUCACUGAUCCACAGAAGAUCCUGGAGAGCCUGAAAAUGAUUGGGAACCAGAUAUUACAGAAAGAGGGAGAUCAGCAAAUAAUAUCCACAGUAACACCUGGUGCCUCAGACACACUCUUAACUCAACCUAGCAAAUCCCUUUUGGCCAAUAGUCAACUACUGCAGCUUGGCAAAAAGGUGGAGGCCCUUGUAAAGUCUUCAUCGGUUGCUCCCUUGAUUAACCAGAGGAGAGAUCCUCGCCAGAUCAGGGAUCCUCGCCAGGCUCUGGCCAGCAUGAAACCGACUGAUGAACCUGAGGAGUCAGAGGAGACAUCUGCUGUGUUGGCAGAUUCUACACCUCCUUCAGAGCCACAGCUGCCCGAUGUUCCUGUUGUCCCAGACUCAUCACAAAGUGAAGGGACAAUACUGCCUCAAGAGAAAGUGAAAGCUGAGACCCUUCCCUUCAUGGGAUCAGACAAGGCAGAGGUGUCAAUUCCUUUAUUAGGAGAGGAGGUGGAACCUGAUAUGGAGGUCAACUAUAUGGAUGAAAAAGAAGUAAAAAAUGAGGAACCUGAGCCAGUCAAGUCAGAAACAGAGAUGGACAAGUACAGUAUUUGGCCAAACGCUGCCAGUAUUUUAAAAGCUGGUGAUGACUCCGAGUAUGAUGAGAAUAGCCAGGAUACACCAGCUACAAGCUAUUAUGAAGAGGCAGAAAACACCCCCUCUUUACCUUCAACAAUCCCAGUGCUCACUCAGAGCAUACCAAUGGUUGAGACUCAGUCCCAUCACAUAUCGCAUCACAUGUCAGCACCUGGCUUCGACAGCAAGUACAGACCUCCAGCUGACAUCCCCCCUCCAUCCACCUUCCCCCCUCCCCAUCAGAUACAAGGACAAAACUUGAUAAUGAGGCCUCCGCCAAUGUCUUUGCCUCCACCCAUGCAAGGUCUUCCUCCAAUGUCCGGGCCCCCUCCCAUGCAGGGACCCCUGCCGCCCAUCCAUGUUCCUCCUCCUGUACGUGCGCCUCCCCCCAUGCAGGGUGACAGUCAGCAAUAUGGCCCACCUCCGGCUGCAUACACCCCCUAUCAGAACCAGUGGCCACGCACCCAGCCGCAGCAGCAGCCACUUCCUGGACCACCUCCUCAGAAUAUCCUGCCCCCCAGAGGACCACCACCACCAUUCCCUCCAGUUGCCCAAAGAGGCCCUCCUCCUCAAAUGUUUGAUCCCUCCAUUCCCCCUCAACACAUUGGACAACAAGGUCCCCCUCCAGGGCUCCGCCCACCUCCUACUUUUGAUGGACAAAACAACUUACCUCCACCAAGAUUCACAAGUCCGCCACCACCUUUUAAUUUCCCUGCAAACAGAGGUCCCCCUCCACCUUUCACAAGUCCACCCCCUGGUCACUUUGAUAACAGGCUUCCACCUCAGUCCCACUUCCCAGGGCCUAGGGGAGUGCCGCCAUCUCAGUACAGUGACCUCAGGGCUCAACCCCAAACAGUAGACCAACCUCGAGGCCCUGCUGAACAGUAUCACAAAGACCCUCCAAACUCUUUCAAGCUAAAUGUGGAGCAAAGUCUAAAUGCUCACCAUAUUUUUAAAGAUAAUCAGGGCCCCCUGCCUGGUCCAGCAUACCGGGGACCACCACCCAACCAGUAUGAGGAUAGAAGAGGUCCACCUCUAACUGGGGAAAUGAGCAGACAACCCUUCAGUCAGCGUAACCAGUAUGUGAGCUCUGGGCCACACUCCCCACCACCACACCGAGGUUCUUUCGAUGACCACAGAGGCCCUCUGCCUCCGGAGAACAGACCACAUCCAUCUCAGCCUUUUGGAGGAUCGGAACGCUACCGCCUCGAUAGGCUCUCAGAUGAGGCUAGACCUAUUCGGCAUGGGGGGCCACUGCUACCAACUCCCCCAGAGGCUCCCAUAGUUCCUCCAAGUCGCAUAGGAGCCCACAGUCCAGACCUGCACAGGGAUAACCACUGGCGUCGCCACUCUCCUGAAAUUAGGAGGAGGAGCAGCACCACCCAAGAGGACCCAGAACUUCACAGUGGAGAUCUCUUUAGUCGCUUUGAAGGAGGGCACAGGGAACCUGUUCCUGGUCCUUUGCAACUCCCUGAAGAGAGACUGAGGGAGCUAUCUGAGGAUCACCGGAGGGAAAGAGAGCGGGAAGUCCUGCAUGCUGGCAGGCCAUCAUGGGACAGGGGGCAGGGAAAGCGGUGGAGCCGAGAGAUGGAGUGGGACAGAAGCAGAGAGAGAGAACGAGAUCAGGAGCGAAGCCGAGAAAAGGACAGAGAAAAGGACAGAGAAAAGGACAGAGAACGGGAGCGUAAUCGAGACCGCGAGCGAGACCGUGACCGUGGGAAAGAUCGCGGGAAAGACAGAGACCGCAACAGGGAAAGAGAGAGGGACAGAGACAAAGACAGAGAUCGACGGGACAAGAGCAAAAGCCGGGAAAAGAGAGAGGAGAAAAAGGAAAGCAAACACAAUGUAACUAAGGAGCGUGAAAAAACAGCAGAAAAUGACAAAAACACAUCCUAG
Molecule: messenger RNA, 7743 nt
Organism: Paralichthys olivaceus (Japanese flounder)
Lineage: Eukaryota; Metazoa; Chordata; Actinopteri; Pleuronectiformes; Paralichthyidae
Source: RefSeq, a predicted model, not a curated record